Molecule: messenger RNA, 1706 nt
Organism: Phoenix dactylifera (date palm)
Lineage: Eukaryota; Viridiplantae; Streptophyta; Magnoliopsida; Arecales; Arecaceae
Source: RefSeq, a predicted model, not a curated record
UCGGAAGAGUCAGCGUUCUGGUUCUUCGUUUCCAUUUUCUUUUCCUCCACCGCUCCACGAUAUCCGGCAGCUUUGAUCUAGACGGCUUACGGCGGCUUCCAGUAAUUCGUGGCUCGGUCACUUUUCCAGUUCGAUCAGCUAUCCGUUUUUCAAAGCGUUAUCUACAGCUUCCACCAUUGAUGGCAGAGAAGGGCUGCUCGGCAUCGGGGUGGGAUGCAGAGGCAGAGGAGCUCUAUGGGGCCGAGUCCGGAUGGGUGGAAGCUCGAACAUCGUGUGAUCAUUUGCCUUCGUUGUCUUCUGACCUCUCUCACAUCCCUGUCCCCGAUUCUCCUUGCACCAGAUGCCACCACCCUGCUGAAAACUGGCUGUGUUUAAGCUGUAAGGAUGUUCUAUGUUGCCGCUUUAUCAACAAACACAUGCUCAGUCAUCAUCAAGAAACAGGGCACUGCCUAGCUCUCAGCUUCAGUGAUCUGUCAGUAUGGUGUUUUGCUUGUGAAGCAUAUCUUGAUGUUCAGAUGAUUUGGCAGUUGCGACCUGUUUAUGAAGUUGCCCAUCUGUUAAAAUUUGGACAGAGCCCACCUUUUCGUGCCCUUGAAAGCCUGCAGUUAAGCACUCAAAGUGAAAGUUCCUCCUCAAGAUCUUAAUUUUCCGGUAUGUAGCUGCCACGGCUCCUGUUGAGGUGAAGAGAAAAGUGGGUUCCAUCCAUGUCUUCAUCCGUCUUCCGUUAAAACAGGGAUUUAUGGUGUUUUUAUUCCAGAACUAUACCAGACUGUGGGGUGACAGAAAGAUGUUAGAAAUAGCAGACAAUUUGAGUUCUGUUCGAACGGAGAUGCCAGCAACUGAACUCUAGAUUUGUUUCUUCUUUUCUUGUGUUUUUGCUUUGUCGGUGACGGUAAAUUGAUAGUGCAACCCUUAAACGAGUGAAGCCACUAGUUUCAUUCCCCAUGUUUGAAUUGAAAUUUCUUCCUGAGACGAUUGCCCUGCGGAAGGACUACUGGAGCUCAUAUUUCUCUAGUAUAUGCUUAUCAGCCUUUCAGCUAAUUGGUUACAAGUUGGCCAAUUGUUUGUCUUUUGUCCUCUCAGUUUGCAAUCAAUCUUUUGAGGUGCCUAUAUUUGAUGGCUAAAACGGUGGUUCCAUCGUACCCUGAUACUUUUUCUUGCUGGUUGCCCUUUUUCCCCUUGGCUUGGUUUAUACUGCUUCAUCUAACUCCUGGCUAAUUGUAAUACAAGAUUCUUGAGAGGUUGCAUGUUUGCCUGGCCACCAUAUCGUUCCGAUUCUGUGCUUUAUUCUGCCUCCCCUCCCCAAUCAACCCAGAAAUUGUGAUAUAUUUGACACCAUUGAAUGUGAUUAGAAUAUGAUAAAAAGCAUCAUUCAGCCUGUGGGGUUUGUUUGGGUGCAUUCCGGUUCAUAAUUAAAUUAAUGGUUUAACAUUUUAAGAUCCGGUAGUGUACUUGGUUUCAUAACUUCAAAUGAAUCGAUUCGAUUAAAUCUCAUAAUCACUGAGUCAAAAUAUUCUGUUACCCAAUCAAAUCAAUCCAGAGCAGAGCCAAACUCUGUAAUAAAUUACCAGUUUAUUCGUUCAUAGCAUGGUCAUACAACUACUAUUCGUCUUUUUUCUGGUAAUCAUCCAACCAUAAGAGUUCAGGACACAAACAUCAGUACAAUAAUAAGAAAGCCAAACAAGGGAAGACACACACAUGUAUAA